AUGAACUCCCUUGACCUGUGGUUUGCUUUAAUUCUUCUGACUGUAAUCACAAACAUCAGCACUUUUCAAUACUCUUCGUGUUCCAGUUAUAAAAACAUUUCCGAUCCGUGGCGGAAUGUUGGCUUUUGCAAUAAAACUUCGGUUAAGAGUGACACUAACCUGGUGGAGGGAUGGUAUCGCUUCAUCGGUGUAGGUGGAGACCAGGUUGUCUCUUCCUGUUCACAUGCUACCACCAGUGGAAACAUAACUUACAACUUAUUCACGUGUAAUUCAAACAUCAACUACACAGAGUAUACACCCUGCAGUGGAGGAUUCACAGUCUACUACCUCCGGCCCACCAAGAAUACCUAUGCUACACGGCAUUCACAAUGCAGCAAUUCUUCUUCUUGUGGAAUAGGUGCUCAGUGUGGUACUGUUUAUGGCAGCUGUGUGUGUGAACCUGGCUUAGCCGUGCCUGAAGACUUCACAAGCAAAGAAUCAUAUGGAUGUUCAGGUGUGAAGACAACAAACUGUGCAAGUGCAUUUCUGGACAAAUUUAAAGACCUUCUCAAUGGCCCACUGCCACAAACAACUGUGGAGUUUUAUUUGAACUCAAUAAUGAAUAUUACAACUACCAUUGUUGUACAAAAUUCUACUGGGGACAAAAAACUAAUCGAAUAUGGAAAUUCCAUACUGGAUGUCACUAACAAACUGCUGGCUGCAGUAGUGACACCAACUCCUACCCAGAACAAUGCAACAAUUUCCCUCAGCAGUAUGGAGGCUGAAAUAUUUACAGUUGGGGACAAGACUCUCCUGAGUGAAAUCCCCCGCCUCAAUGCAAGCAACGCCUCCCUGAAUAUUGAUCUCAUUGGGAUUUCCACGAACAACAAUGGAUAUGCUUCUGUGGUGUUUGUGAGCUAUAAUGACAUGGGCAGCAUCCUGAAGCCUAGUUUAUUCAACACAAACACCAGCACAGUUAAAACCAUGAUGUCCAAUGUGGUGUCAGCGACACUUCCUAAAGUCACAAACAUACAACUCACCAACCCUGUCAACUUUACCUUCAAAUACAUCAAUCCAUUAAACCCUGAGGGGAAUCUCUCCUGUGUGUACUGGGCUGAAAAUAAAUGGGUUAAAGAUGGCUGUAACAUCAGCGAGAUGAACAGCAAUUACACAAUAUGCUCCUGUGUUCACCUGUCUACAUUCGCUCUCAUCAUGCUGACCAAUCCAGAUAUGGAUGAGAGUGAGGAUGAUGUCACAGAUCUCCUUAACACAGUGGCGGUCUCUGUGGGGUUAGUGUUCCUCAGCUUGACUGUACUGACUCUUGCUGUUUGCCAACGAGGACUAAAAAUCACCAAUGCAGCUUUGCUCAAUCUGUGUAUCAGCUUGUUUUUUGCUCACCUGACAUUCCUGCUUACACAGAAGUUCUUGCAGAACGUAAAAGAGACUCAAGUUUGUUUAAUGCUGGCUGGAGUCAUACAUUUCCUCUUUCUUUCUGCGUUUGUGUGGAUGUUCAUUGAAGCGGUGUUGCUCUACAUAUUUGUCAAAAACCUAUUAAGGAUCAACUCAAGGCAGAGUCAUGUGCUUAGCUGGAAGUGUAUGAUUGUGAUCGGAUAUGUCAUCCCCCUGGCAAUGGUAGGCGUGACAUCUGGACUGAAUCCUGAUGGCUACAACUGGGAAAAGUGCUGGCUUGAGACAAGUUAUGUCUGGAGCUUUCUGGGUCCUGUGGCAUGCAUUAUCGGUAUUAAUUUGCUUCUCACUGGUGUGAUCUUCAUGAGUCUAAAAUGGGCUUUGGCAAGACUGGAUAAAACUGUUUCACAACUAAGACACACCCAGACCCUUGUGUUUAAAACCCUGCUCCAGUUUGUCAUUCUUGGCUGCCCCUGGGCCCUGGGUUUCUUUGCUGAGGGGAACUUCAUUGUAAAGAUUGCGUUCCUGUUUUUAAAUUCGCAGCAGGGAACCUUCAUCUUCAUCAUCCAUUGUGCCCUCAACCAAGAGGUCAGGUGGCAGUACAAGCAGUGGUGGUUUGCCCUUCGCCACUACUCCAAGUAUAAGUCCAUGAAAGACAACCAGACAAAAACCUCACAUUCACAUUCAAACUAAUACCAAACAAUGUUAAUGCCUCGUUGAAAGUGGUGUCAGUGUGUCACAUGACCAAAGAACAUUUCAGGGGACAGACACAGUACCUGUAAGACCUGUCAGAGUGUCACGUGCUAGAGUUUAAUGUGCAUUAUAUUUGUUAACACAACAUUUCUCUACACAACAUGUAAUUACACAAAAAUUCAACUCAGCUAUUAUUUUAAUUUUCUUAGUAGUAGUA
This is a messenger RNA of Clarias gariepinus (North African catfish), 2296 nucleotides long. Its product is annotated as adhesion G protein-coupled receptor E3-like. Gene Ontology annotation, cellular component: membrane. Gene Ontology annotation, biological process: cell surface receptor signaling pathway; adenylate cyclase-activating G protein-coupled receptor signaling pathway. Lineage: Eukaryota; Metazoa; Chordata; Actinopteri; Siluriformes; Clariidae. Gene Ontology annotation, molecular function: G protein-coupled receptor activity. The transcript is spliced from 16 exons. The record is from RefSeq and is a predicted model, not a curated record. The coding region runs from base 1 to 2079 and encodes 692 amino acids.